AUGGCAUCUCCCAACAAGAAGAACAUACAGGGAGACAUCUGGCCUCGUCUCCCUAAGAAACACGAGUUGUUUGUCUUUUUCCGGAUCACCGACCCAAAGCUAUUCAAGGAACACCUAAAGAAGCUCGUUCCCUUACUCACAACUGCUCGCGAUGCUGAGAGGACCAGAGCUGAGAUAUACCAGAAGAAGGCCGCAGGCACUCUUCAAGGGCUCAUCGAACUAUCUGCUAUUAAUGUUGCCUUCUCUGCGAAGGGACUUGCAAAACUUAAAGCUGAGGCAUUCAAAGAUGAUAUCUUCAACAACGGAAUGUGGGAGGACUUGACUUAUCCUUUGCCAGGGGAUGACAAGACAAAGCACAACGGCCUCGAUGACCAGCAUGAUUGGUUCCAUCAGUUCACUCCACGCAGCGGAUAUAUCGACGGCGUCUUCAUUAUUACAGGUGAUAGUCAAAAGACUUUGACUGUUACUCAUGAGAUGGUCAAAAACACCUUUGGUAUUAACAUUAAGGGCCGGGACCAGCCAAGCAUGCAGCAAAUUUUCCAACAACAGGGACAUGUCCUUGAAGAUGACAGAGAACACUUCGGAUGGGUUGAUGGUAUCUCUCAGCCCAUUGUCAUUGGUCUAGAUACCGAUCAAAAGGUCGAAGAAGCCAAAAAGGGCUUGAAGCCGAUUCAGCCAGGUACGAUUCUCGUUGGAGGCGAAGGCGAUCAGUCAAACCACCCAGCUUGGGCCAAAGAAGGGAGCUUCAUGGUCUUCCGCACAUAUGAGCAAAGAACACCAGAGUUUGUCCAUUGGUGUGCUGGCAACAUAAAAAAAAUGGCUACCGGGAACAUGACAGAAACAGCUGCAAACGAGCUUCGCAAAUUCUCUUCCCGUAUUGUAGGAAGAUGGCCCAACGGAGGUCCGCUCGAAGUUCACCCAGAAAAAGAUCCCACACCUUUUUUUACUCCCGAUCCAUUGGUGAACAAGAAGCUCAUGAUUGAGGACUGGGAGAAAAAAGGUGAAGACGUGAAAGCCAAGCUUAAAGAGUUGGAAGAGAUAAAUCACUCGGAUGCUUUCACUUACAACCCUGAGGACCAAACCAAGUGCCCUUACGCUGCCCACAUCCGGAAGUGUGGGCCCCGAGAUGACUUUCCUGGUUAUGAGAAGCAUCUGAUGAUGCGACGGGGAAUCCCAUACGGACCACAGACGGAGCAAAAUGAAAAGGGCGGUUUUGUGUCCCAGCACGACCGAGGCCUCUUGUUUGUCUCCUACCAAAGCAGCAUUGAAAAUGGAUUCCGAUUUGUCCAGAAAGUUUGGGCAAAUGAAGAGGACAAGCCUGUUGAUUUCACCAGCAAGUUGGGCAAUGCCGGACCCCAAGGUAUCGAUGCUAUCAUCGGUCAAAGGCCUCCGGACUGGCGCCACGAGGAGGAUGUUACCAAAUACGAGGAUCCAGCUCCAGUUGCCAAUUUUCCCGAUAUUGAGAAGCCUGUGCCAAAGAACAACAAGCAUUUUAUCCCCCUUGAGCGCUGGGUGAUCCCUCGUGGUGGUGAAUACUUCUUCGCUCCUUCGAUUUCCGGAUUGAAAGAUACUCUUUGCAAUUGA
Molecule: messenger RNA, 1584 nt
Organism: Penicillium odoratum
Lineage: Eukaryota; Fungi; Ascomycota; Eurotiomycetes; Eurotiales; Aspergillaceae
Product: Dyp-type peroxidase
Exons: 8
Coding region: 1-1584 (527 amino acids)
Cellular component (GO): cytosol
Molecular function (GO): heme binding; peroxidase activity
Source: RefSeq, a predicted model, not a curated record